Molecule: messenger RNA, 2127 nt
Organism: Vidua macroura (Pin-tailed whydah)
Lineage: Eukaryota; Metazoa; Chordata; Aves; Passeriformes; Viduidae
Gene: FKRP
Product: fukutin related protein
Biological process (GO): protein O-linked glycosylation via mannose
Cellular component (GO): Golgi apparatus
Source: RefSeq, a predicted model, not a curated record
CGGCCCUCUCCGCUUCCCAGCGCCCUUUCUCCGCCUCGAACCGCGCCCACUCGUGCUGGAUGAAGUGCAGGAUGCCCGGCAGGCUGAGGCCGCGCCACCGCGUGGUCACCGCUGGCAUCGCCACCACCACCGAACCGACGGCGGCGCCACCUCCACAUUAACUAAUCACCCCCCCCCCCUAAUUAACCAACCGGUGAGCUAAUUAAUGAAUUAAUUAACCGGCGCCAUGAGGAUCACCCCCUGCCAGGCCGCCCUGGCCGCCGCCAUCGCCCUCAACCUCCUCCUGCUGCUCCUGUCGCGCCUGAUCCCCGGCGCGUCCCCUCCUGCCGCCGGCCCCGGCGCGUCCCCGAGGGCGUCCCCGGCGUCACCGUCAUCCUCCGCGACUUCGACGGCCCCGAGCACGACGUGGCCGCCACCGCCCGCUCCUUCGCCGCCCUGCCCGGUGUCCCCCGUCCUGGUGGCCGCCGAGGUGUCCCCGUACCCGCCCGUGCCGCUGCCCGCCGGCGCGGCCCUGCUGUCCCUGCGGCCGGAGCCUCACCGGCCGCCGCCGCGGCCGGAGCUGGCCGUGAGGACGCGCCACGUGGCCUUGGUGCCGGACGGCGCCCGCGCCGCGCCCGGCCUGCUGCGGCGCAUGAGGGACGUUCUGGAAGCUUCCGCGGACGCCGGCACCAAGGUGGUGGCGGCGGCCGUGGGGCAGCGGCGGCCGCGGUGUUUGGCGGUGGAGGUGGACAUCAAGGCGUGGACGGUGCGGUACAGCUACGCUGACCGGCAGAGUGACCGGCAGAGUGACCGGCAGAGUGACCGGCAGAGUGACCGGCAGAGUGACCAGCACGGUGACCGGCAGAGUGACCGGCACGGUGACCGGCAGAGUGACCGGCAGAGUGACCGGCACGGUGACGGGCACGGCGACCUCUGCGGGGCGCUGGACGGAGCCCCGGCCGUGCUGCUCCUCCGCACGCGCGACCUCUUCUCGCUGCCCUUCCCUCUGAGCCGCCCGGUGGCCACCUCGCUGUCCCUGCAGGCGGCCGCGCGGGGCUGGCGGCUGCUCCUGCUGCCGGCCGCUUUCCCGCUGGCCCCGCGGCCGGCCCCGUCGCCGCACGCGCAGCGGCGAGCCCGCGGCGCGGACGAGGCGCGGCGCCGGGCGCUGCUGGAGCAGUUCGGCGUCAAGCUGGAGGUGCUGGCGGACGGCGCCCGGCGCUGGCACGGCUGCGACAAGGACACGCCGCGCUGCUUCGGCACCGUGCGGGCGCAGAGCCCCGAGUACCUGCUGGCCGGGCGCUGGACGCCGCCCUGCUGCCUGCGGGCGCUGCGAGCCACCGCGCGCCACGUGCUGGCCCAGCUGGAGGCGGCCGGCGUGCGGCACUGGCUGGAGGGGGGCUCCCUCCUGGGCGCCGUCCGCCUCGGCGACAUCAUCCCCUGGGACUACGACGUGGACGUGGGGCUCUACCGCGACGACGUCCCCAAGUGCCGCUGGCUGGCGGCCGUGGCGGCCACCGGCCGGCCCGUGGAGGACCCGCAGGGAUUUCUUUGGGAGAAAGCGGCCGAGGGGGAAUUCUUCCGCGUCCACUUCAGCCGCACCAACCGGCUGCACGUGGACCUGUGGCCGUUCUACGUCCGCCCCGGCGCCGCCGUCAUGACCAAGGACACGUGGCUGGGCCACCGGCAGGACGUGGAGUUCCCCGAGCGCUUCCUGGUGCCCCUGGGCACGGUGCCCUUCGCCGGCGUGCUGGCCAAAGCCCCCAACGACCCCCGCGGCUUCCUGGAGCUCAAAUUCGGGCCCGGCGCCAUCGAGAGCCCCGAGUACCCCAACCCCGAGGUCAGGAGGCUGGCACAGGACGUGGGCAAUAAAACCUCGCGGUGACAUCUCUGAUUGUCCUCAGUGCCACCCUGGGGUCCCCAGUGCCACCCUUGGGGUCCCAGUGCCACCCCUGGGGUCCCUGUGCCACCCUUGGGGUCCCAGUGCCACAUUUGGGGUCCCUGUGCCACACCCGGCGCCAUCGAGAGCCCCGAGUACCCCAACCCCGAGGUCAGGAGGUUGGCACAGGACGUGGGCAAUAAAACCUCGCGGUGACACUUGUGUCACUCCGUGUGCCACUCUGUGUGCCACCCCUGGGGUCCCUGUGCCAC